Molecule: messenger RNA, 1946 nt
Organism: Bubalus bubalis (water buffalo)
Lineage: Eukaryota; Metazoa; Chordata; Mammalia; Artiodactyla; Bovidae
Gene: AKTIP
Product: AKT interacting protein
Exons: 10
Coding region: 376-1257 (293 amino acids)
Source: RefSeq, a predicted model, not a curated record
GCGGGGCCGGGCACCUGUCCGCGUUUGCAGGCACCUGCUAAGCCGGCCGCCGCCGACCCCGGGGCCUGGCACUGGGGGCUGACCGGGAGCCGGGCCGGGCCGGCCUGAGGAGGGGAGGCGGACCGGGCCGGCUCGCCCCAUCCGGGGCCUUCCCCCGUUGCCCGGAUCCGUCCCUGCUUCCAGCUUGAGGGUAGCGUCCGACGACCGCAGUCCCUUCACCCGAGGGUCUCGCGAGCCCGGGGCCGGCCUCGAGCUAACAGCGAGGACAGGGUUUGGCUCCUGCCUUACAUCAUCCCGAGACAGGUGAAGUGAAUUCUGAGGCCAGAAGAAUUUGAUGACACAGACCACUGAAUUUCUUUGUUUGGAGCACACGUUAUGAACCCUUUCUGGAGCAUGUCUACAAGCUCUGUACGCAAACGGUCUGAUGGUGAAGAGAAGACAUUAACAGGGGAUGUGAAAACCAGUCCUCCACGCACUGCUCCAAAGAAACAGCUGCCUUCUAUUCCCAAAAAUGCUUUGCCCAUAACUAAGCCUACAUCUCCUGCCCCAGCAACACAGUCAACAAAUGGCACGCAUGCUUCCUACGGACCUUUCUACCUGGAGUACUCCCUUCUUGCAGAGUUUACCUUGGUUGUGAAGCAGAAGUUACCAGGUGUCUAUGUGCAGCCAUCUUAUCGAUCUGCAUUAAUGUGGUUUGGAGUAAUAUUCAUACGGCAUGGACUUUAUCAAGAUGGCGUAUUUAAGUUUACAGUUUAUAUCCCUGAUAACUACCCAGAUGGUGACUGUCCACGUCUGGUGUUCGAUGUUCCCGUCUUUCACCCGCUAGUGGAUCCCGCCUCAGGUGAACUGGAUGUGAAGAGAGCGUUUGCAAAAUGGAGGCGGAACCAUAACCACAUUUGGCAAGUACUGAUGUACGCAAGGCGAGUCUUCUACAAGAUCGAUACGGCAAGCCCCCUGAACCCAGAGGCUGCAGUACUGUACGAGAAAGAUAUUCAGCUUUUUAAAAGUAAAGUGGUCGACAGCGUUAAGGUGUGCACUGCUCGCUUGUUUGAUCAACCUAAAAUAGAAGACCCCUAUGCAAUUAGCUUUUCUCCAUGGAAUCCUUCUGUCCAUGAUGAAGCCAGAGAGAAGAUGCUGACUCAGAAAAAGAAGCCUGAAGAACAGCACAAUAAAAGUGUUCAUGUUGCUGGCCUGUCAUGGGUAAAGCCUGGCUCAGUACAACCUUUCAGUAAAGAAGAGAAAACAGUAGCGACUUAAGAGCUGGUGAAUCCGGUGCACCACGCACUUUCCUGCUGGACUUUGGCUCCUAAAGCUGACCAAUGGCAAAGGACUGCCUGCAGAGUAAAACGUUGUGAACAGUGGCUGACGUCAGUGUUGUCCAUGUAUGCUUAGGUUCUAACAGCAAGUUGUGGAAACCUCUCUUUACGUAAUGCAUUACUUCUGUCAGAAGUGUCUUUAAGGUGGUUAUCUAGUUCAGUACUCCAAAUUAUUGGGGACCUUGAAGCUUACGUAUUUUUUUGAAUAUAAUGCUAAAGGUAAGUUGCAUUCAUUUAAACUAAUGAAGUUAAGCAAAGUUCAACACUAUAGUGAUUUCUUAAUUGGUGGUUUCGGUUGUACAUAUGUUAGGGUGCAGAGAUGAAAGGAGAGAGAGAGCAGUUUCCAUAGCUUAUUAGCACUUUCAAGUGGAGGAGCAGUGGAAUGAAUGAACCUCAGUCUUCAGCUUACUGUGUUACUGAUGUACAAACUGCUGUCACUGAGGGACAUACUAGGUGAGGGAGAGGAAACCAGAACACUUGUUCAUAGGUGUUUUGUUUUGUUUUGAAGCAAAUUACUGUAUUUUUAUGGCAGGAGGGAGAAAAAGUGUUAAAACGGUUUCUAAUGAAGUCAGAGAUUUAAAUGAUGAAUGGCUAGUGUGUUUUGUAGAGACAAUAAAUCGGUGAAUGAUU